AUGUCUCCUUUGCUUCUUCAACUGCUCUUAUUUAUUCAUUCUAAUGAUCUUUUAUUAGACAUUCUUUUUCCUUUUUUACUCCCGAACAUAUCUUCUUCUUCUUCUUCUUCUUCUUCUUCUUCUAUAAUCCUAUCGACUAACCUACCUACCUACCUUUCUUUCUUUCUUUCUUUCUUUCUUUCUUUCUUUCUUUCUUCCCGACAUCCCAAAUAUACGAGCUCGUCGAACACAUUUCCUCUUGUCAUAAAUAUACGAAAGAAAAAGACGGUUUUUCUUCGCUUAAAUUUGCUUAUUUCUUCCCCCUCUCUCUCUCUUUCUUUCUUUCCUUCUUUCUUUCUUUCUUUCUUUCUUUCUUUCUUUUUUUUUUUUCUUUCUUUCUUUCUUUCUUUCUUUCUUUCUUUCUUUCUUUCUUUCUUUCUUUCUUUCCUUCUCCACUUUACUGACAUCCAAAAUAUACGAACUCAUAGAACAUCCUUUCUUUCCUCUUGCGAUAUCUUUUUCUUUCUCCUCAAUACCAGGAAUCACAUUUUUUACCUCUCUAUUUUCUUUCCUUUAAAAUCGUUUAUUCUCUUUUUCUUUUGCUUUGAUUUCUUUUGUUGCUUUUCUUCUCUCUCUCUCUUUCUCUCUCUCUCUCUGUCUAUCUAUCUAUCUAUCUAUCUAUCUAUCUAUCUAUCUAUCUAUCUAUCUUGUUUUCGGAUCUAUUAUUUUUCUUUUACGUAUAUCUUUCUUUUUAUAGGCAGAUAG
Messenger RNA from Acanthosepion pharaonis, 744 nucleotides. NCBI's taxonomy places the organism in Eukaryota, Metazoa, Mollusca, Cephalopoda, Sepiida, Sepiidae. The record is from the annotation of a GenBank genome assembly.